Messenger RNA from Caenorhabditis elegans, 1321 nucleotides. RefSeq names its product Heparan-sulfate 6-O-sulfotransferase (gene hst-6). Lineage: Eukaryota; Metazoa; Nematoda; Chromadorea; Rhabditida; Rhabditidae. The transcript has 7 exons. The record is from RefSeq and is marked reviewed. Bases 12 to 1100 code for a protein of 362 amino acids.
UUUCAGAUGCGAUGAAAAAAAUUGGAAUGUGCUCGAUUCGUGGAUGGAAAGGUGUUCUAGGGAAAAAUUUGUUUGUUUUUGUUGCAAUCCUCUUUGCCGCAUCAAUUGUUUAUUUUUAUAUAGAUUUUCCAUUAAAAGUCAACAUGAGAACGUUGGAAGAUGGAUUCCAUGAUGAUGAUUUUUACAACUACGAAGAUAUUGUUCAAAGGGAAGAUACCGCGUUGAGGUUUAACAAAACCUCCAACGAUGUCAUCGUCUUUGUGCACAUACAAAAAACGGCGGGCACAACAUUCGAGAAAUUCCUAGUUCGCUACCAACAAAACCUACCGUGCAAGUGCCAAGCGCACAAAAAGCGAUGCAAUUGUGGACGCAGAUCAUCUAAUGAGACGUGGCUGUUCUCACGGUAUUCAACCGGUUGGGUAUGUGGACUUCAUGCAGAUUUUACGGAAUUGGUUGUCAAUAGUUGCGUUCAGAAGGUGUUGGAUAAGCAAGCAGGUCAUAAAAAGAAAAGAAACUACUUCUACACAACAUUUCUUCGCAACCCAACUGAUCGAUUUAUCUCGGAAUUUCGACAUGUUCAAAGAGGCGCUACAUGGAUAUCGUCUAAGCACGUUUGCAAUGGGAAGCCAGCAUCUGUUAAUGACCUUCCGACAUGUUUUGAUCCCCGAAUUGGGUGGGAAGGUGUUUCGCUAGAAGAGUUUAUUUCAUGCCCGUACAAUUUGGCAUUCAACCGACAAACGCGAAUGUUGUCCAAUUUAUCACUUGUCGGAUGCUAUGAACAUAUGAGAAAGCCUUCCUAUGAACAAGACAAGAUAAUGAUAGAAAGUGCGAAAGAAAAUUUAAGAAAAAUGUCAUUUUUUGGAAUCAAGGAACAAAUGGACGAUAGCCAGUUUUACUUUGAAAACACUUUUGAUAUGCAGUUCACUCGCAAAAUGUCAGUCUGGGGGAAAAGCAAGUCAAACGACACGGUGCUAUCGGAAUCUCAGCUCGCCUAUAUUCGAAACGUGAACAAACUAGACUGGGAACUUUACGAGUAUGCAGUCCAACUUUUUGAUGAGCGAGUCAGUCAGCUACGAAGAAAGCGACGAAUACGCCGUUGAAGAGCACUUGCUCUCUUUACUGCUCAAAGAAGAAGAAGCAGCAUUUCUCAAAUUGCCGUCUGUUUGCUCUACUUAUUAGAUCUCUUCGCCACCCAAUUAUUAUGAUUCGAAACGGGUAACUCAAUUGUAUUUCAACUUGUCUUCUCAAUCAACGAAUAAUAUUAAACAAUGCUCAAUCAAUUAAAUAUUUUCACUUAUAAUAAAUGAUUUAUGAAUUUUUU